This is a messenger RNA of Andrographis paniculata, 2330 nucleotides long. RefSeq names its product F-box/kelch-repeat protein At1g55270-like. The record is from RefSeq and is a predicted model, not a curated record. Gene Ontology annotation, molecular function: protein binding. Lineage: Eukaryota; Viridiplantae; Streptophyta; Magnoliopsida; Lamiales; Acanthaceae. The transcript has 2 exons. Bases 442 to 1755 code for a protein of 437 amino acids.
UAUUUAAUUAUUUACAGGAGAGAGAGGAGAGGAAGGGCCGCGAGGUAAAAAGUCCAUAUCGAGGAAGGAUUGUUGUUCUGUUCCGUCGCCCAGCUGUAACUUUCAGCGCUGGCAGUGACGGGCACAGGCAUAGGCAUUGGACUCCAUCUCUGCUCGGUCAGACUCAGACCAACGGAAAAUAGCAGCAGCCUGGCACUGCGCCUGACCGGUUGGGCUUGGGCUUGGGGGUGUAUGGAAUCAGUCGGAUGCCCUAGCCCGGCCACGAAUUCGUUGUUUGCUUUUGCAGUGGUGGAAAGGGGACGGGUUGGCUCCUAUUGUGCGAAUGGGGUUUAGUGUUUUUUUUUCCUUCAGCUUUCGUCUCGUGAUUUUAUGAAUUGUUUGAAUUCGAUUGUCGGUUUGAUCUGAAUUUCGGAAGAGACGGGGUACAAUUUUAUGUGAUAUAUGGCGCAGACGACUGAGAGGUCCCCAAAUGCGCAGAGGGGUUUCAGAGUUCAAGCUCCGCUGGUUGAUUCUGUAUCGUGCUAUUGCAAGGUAGAUUCAGGUUUGAAAACAGUUGUUGGGGCGAGAAAGUUUGUCCCUGGAUCUAAACUUUGUAUACAACCUGAUAUUAAUCCCCGUGCACACAAGACAAAAAACUCCCGUCGGGAGAGGACCAGGGUGCAGCCACCACUCCUACCUGGACUUCCUGAUGAUCUUGCGAUUACUUGCCUGAUUCGAGUCCCUCGUGUAGAGCAUAAUAAACUUCGUCUAGUUUGCAAAAGGUGGUACAAGCUUCUGGCAGGUAAUUUUUUCUACUCUCUAAGGAAGAGUCUUGGCAUGGCAGAAGAAUGGGUAUAUGUGUUUAAGAAAGACCGUGAAGGAAGAAUUUCAUGGCAUGCCUUUGAUCCCACCUACCAACUGUGGCAGCCACUCCCGCCUAUUCCAGUGGAGUAUAGUACAGCUCUUGGGUUUGGCUGUGCGGUCCUUAGUGGCUGUCACCUGUAUUUAUUUGGUGGAAAAGAUCCUCUGAAGGGAUCCAUGAGGCGAGUUAUAUUUUAUAGUGCUCGGACAAAUAAAUGGCAUAGAGCACCUGACAUGCUUCGGAAAAGGCAGUUUUUUGGAUCAUGUGUCAUUAACAAUUGUCUUUAUGCUGCUGGAGGAGAAUGUGAAGGGAUCCAGAGAACCCUGCGCUCGGCUGAAGUUUAUGACCCCAAUCGAAACCGCUGGAGUUUUAUUGCUGAUAUGAGCACAGCGAUGGUACCCUUUAUCGGUGUGGUAUAUGACAACAAGUGGUUCCUCAAAGGACUCGGUGCCCACAGAGAGGUUUUGAGUGAAGCCUAUUCCCCAUCAACCAAUACAUGGAGUCCAAUAAACGGUGGAAUGGUUUCCGGAUGGCGCAAUCCAAGCAUCACUAUGAAUGGAAAACUUUAUGCGGUUGAUUGUCGUGAUGGGUGUAAGCUAAGAGUAUAUGAUGAGGCCACAGACUCUUGGAACAGGUUUCUUGAUAGCAAGCUACACCUCGGGAGUUCUCGCACCCUGGAAGCUGCUGCUCUUGUACCUCUAAAUGGAAAGCUCUGCAUUGUCCGUAACAACAUGAGCAUCAGCUUAGUUGAUGUCUCGAAUCCUGAUAGACGAGUGGAGACCAAUCCACAAAUCUGGGAAAAUAUAGGUAGUAAAGGUAAUUUUAGGAACCUGUUCACAAACUUAUGGUCGAGUAUUGCUGGAAGAGGUGGGCUGAAGAGCCACAUCGUGCAGUGUCAGGUUCUUCAAGCAUGAGAGAGAUCUCAUUGCUUAUGUUUAUUCUUGAGAGUGCUUGUUCUCCUCCAGCAUAGAAAUGGCACCGCAGAUUAUUGGUGCAAGUUUUGCCCUUUGGUGACUGGGGAUUGUUGUCUUUGUCUUACCUCCUGAUGCUGAUGAUGUUAUUCCCCCUGGAUUGAUUGGUGUAUGCAUGCCCAUGGAUGGUGGCACAUCGCCGUGGUCAAGAAACUAGCUAUAUAUAUAUCUUUGCUAAACAUUAGGACAUAGGACUUUGAGGCAACCCAUAUUCUUAGAUUCAUGACAGAUUGUUUUAGUUGGCCUGUAGGUGUCGGUUUUCUGUUCUGUGAGGAUAUCAGCAAGCAUGCAUGUUAUCUCCGAGGAUAAGAUACAUUGUGAGAAGACAGUCGGCUGUUGUUUCUUUGCAUGAUUGCACAUAUUUGUUUGUUAUGCUUUGAUUGGAUGGCGUGGGGUAAUAAGUUGAUUAUUGCAAUAGGGGUGUCUGAUCCGACUGCCAACUAUCAAGUUGUGAUACUUGUGUUAUUGUAUCUUGUCCUGCUGCUGUCCAGGCAUUUAAAAGAAUUGAGUUCCAAGCA